Messenger RNA from Purpureocillium lilacinum, 1770 nucleotides. Its product is annotated as crossover junction endonuclease mus81. The record is from RefSeq and is a predicted model, not a curated record. NCBI's taxonomy places the organism in Eukaryota, Fungi, Ascomycota, Sordariomycetes, Hypocreales, Ophiocordycipitaceae. Gene Ontology annotation, cellular component: nucleus; Holliday junction resolvase complex. Gene Ontology annotation, molecular function: 3'-flap endonuclease activity; crossover junction DNA endonuclease activity; DNA binding. Gene Ontology annotation, biological process: mitotic intra-S DNA damage checkpoint signaling; resolution of meiotic recombination intermediates; DNA catabolic process.
AUGCCCGACGAUGCCGAGUGUGCGAACCCCCAGCUCCUCGCCUGGGUCAAGGAGUGGUACGAUGUCGCCCGCGAACGCAACUCCAAGGGCGCGACCGUCUACAGAAACGCCUACGAAUCCCUCAAGGCAUGCCCCCUCGUCUUCCAGCACCCCGCCGAGCUCCAGCAGCUCAAGGGCUUCGGCCCGAAACUGUGCGAGCGGCUCACGGCGCAACUGCAGAAGCACUGCCAGCAGCAUGGACAGCCCAUGCCCGAGCACCCUCAGGUUAGGAAGGCUGCCGAACGGGCGCAGCAGGCCGAGGACGAGGACGCUGCAGGAGAAGGCGCCGGCAAGAAGAAGAAGAAGACGGCCAGGAAGCCCAAGCCAUACGUCCCGGCCUUUCGGUCCGGAGCCUACGCCCUCGUGCUCGGACUGUCCACCCAACCCGAGGAUUCGAACACGGGCAUGACAAAGGCCGAGCUCAUCGAGGUGUCCCAGCCACACUGCGACGCGUCCUUUACCGCCCCGCCCGAUCCCACAAAGUUCUACACUGCCUGGAACUCGAUGAAGACGUUGGUCCAGAAGGAGCUCGUUUAUGAGAGGGGCGUGCCAUUGAAGCGAUAUGCGCUGACUGACGACGGCUGGGACGUGGCGAAGCGCAUCAAGGAUACGCGCGAGUGGCAGUGUGAGAACAAAGGCGACGACGCGACGCGACCAGCCUCGACGCAUGUUCCGGAUCCGCAGCCCGGACCAGCGCCUCGUCUUGAGUCUCCACCUCCACAAGCAGAACUGCCACGGGAACAGCCCUCGCCGUACCAAAAUGUCGUUGCCGAGGGUCCCCUCGUCGCCGGAGACGGAUCGCUUCCUGACUUUACCCCUGUUCGUCUAAGCCCCGGCUCAUUCACCGUCCAUCUUGUCCUGGAUGUUCGCGAGGUCCGGGCCAAGACGGACCGCGACUACAUGCAGGACGAGCUGGCCAAGCAGGGCGUCAAGCCCAUUAUGAGGAGCCUAGCGGUGGGCGAUGCUCAGUGGAUCGCCAAGCUCCAUGAUCCGGACCUGCUGGCCAGGCACGGCGCGGAGGGGGACGAGAUUGUCCUGGACUGGAUCGUCGAGAGAAAACGCCUCGACGACUUGAUUGGCAGCAUCAAGGAUGGUCGCUUCCAUGAGCAGAAAUUCCGGCUCAGGCGAUCUGGGGUGAAAAAGGUCAUUUACAUCAUCGAGGACAUUUCGAUCGACCCAGCCACGUUGCAAAGGUACGAAGAGUCGGUCCAGUCGGCCAUUGCAUCCACACAGGUGGUCAAUGGCUACUUUGUCAAGCGGACGGCAAAGAUGGACGAUACCAUCAAGUACUUGGCCAAACUGACGGGGAUGCUCAAGAGGGACUAUGAGAGGAAGACGCUCAACGUCAUCCCCACUCAUGUCUUGACGGCGCAAAACUACCUGCCCCUACUAAGCAAGCUGCGGGAAAGGGAUCCCUUGCUUGGCUAUUACAUCAGCUAUCCCGCUUUUGCAUCGUUGGCGUCCAAGUCGGAGAUGAUGACGCUCAGGGACGUGUUCCUCAAGAUGCUCAUGACCACACGCGGCGUGACGGGCGAGCGUGCGCUUGAGAUACAAAAGAGAUGGAAGACGCCGCACGCGUUCGUCAAGGCGUUUGAGGCAUGCGGGUCGGGCGAGCUGGGCAGGAAGAGGAAACGGGAGCUCGUGUCGACGGAGCUUGACCAUCUAGUCGGCCGGACCAAGAUCAGCAAGCAGCUGGGGCAGAAGAUUGCCGAGGUCUGGGGGGAUGCUUGA